This is a messenger RNA of Funneliformis geosporum, 447 nucleotides long. The record is from the annotation of a GenBank genome assembly. NCBI's taxonomy places the organism in Eukaryota, Fungi, Glomeromycota, Glomeromycetes, Glomerales, Glomeraceae.
AUGCAAUUAUCACAAAAAUUAACCGAAUUAGAAAAAAAAUUUCCGGCGAGAAUUAGAUUAAAAUACCAAAACAAAGGUAAAUUAUGUUUUCAUAAAAAUAUUGCUUGGAAUGGGUGUUUUAAUAAGCAAGGGAAGAACGAUGAACCUUAUUGCUUAGAUUGCGGUGAAGAUGGGGAGUUUGGAGUGAUAGAUGAAUUUGAAUUAGUAAAUUUCCGAGAAAUGAGUAAUUACAUUGAAGAAUACUGCUUAGAAUUUGCCGGAGAACAAAAGAGUAAUAUUCCUAAUAAGGAUGACAUAGAGAGAGAGAAAUUGAAAAGAACUAUCAAAAAAUUAGAGCGAAAACCAAAUAAAUCUCCGGAAGAAGAAACCGAAUUGAAAAAUUUGAAAGGCAAAUUAAAGGAUUUAGAAAAAAACAAUAAUUCCUCUCCUUUUAAUUAUACUCCAUGA